GGGGCGCCACCGGAAGCGGAAGUGGGAGCUGUGGCGGAGAGGGAUGGAGGAGCCCGAGAUGCAGCUGAAGGUGAAGAAAGUUACAGACAAAUUCACAGAGAGCAUGUAUGUGCUGGCCAACGAGCCCUCUGUGGCCCUGUACCGACUCCAGGAGCACGUCCGGCGAUCGCUUCCAGAGCUCGCUCAGCACAAGUCUGACAUGCAGAGCUGGGAGGAGCAGAGCCAAGGAGCCAUCUACACCGUGGAGUACGCCUGCAGUGCCAUAAAGAGCAUGACCGACAGCAGUGUGUACUUCAAGAGCAUUGACAGUCUGCUCAAGCAUGCCAUUGCCAUGAAGGAUCAGCUGAAUGCCGCUCAGGGCCGCAGUGCUGUUGCCCCACAAGCCAAGAAUCCUCCAGGUAGUUCCUGAUUUCAGACAAGACUGGCUGUCCUCUGCCUUCUUCUCUGGCCCAGCUCUGUGUUCUCUGACCACGUGGAGGAAUAAGAAACCUGCUAAGUCUGUGAAGCUGCACAGAGGCCUGUGCCUGCCUCGGUUCCCAGUAACAAGGUGGUGCAUCUGAGCAGGAAAACCCUGCCACCGGGUUCAGAACUGCCUAUGGGGGGUGCUUUGGGGAGCAGUCGUAUCCCUUUCCACAGUGGGAAGGGAAAUGGGGUGGUUCUGCAUUUGUCCUUUCCAGUUCUUUUUGAUGGCGGACUACUAGGAGACAUUUUUCCUCUCUAACCUUUGGCCACAAAAAUCUCUCAGAAAAAACUAGGUCUUACUUUCAUUUCAGUAUUUUGUAGUUGGCUGUGUCCAGACUGAAUUUAGGCACACUUCAGCCUUGUUCGGGGGGUGUUCUGCAAGGAGAGCUUUUCAUGUGUGUGCCAAAGAGUCGCUGAGUUUGGUCUUAGUGAGAACAAUAAUAAAAAGGAAAAACAA
This is a messenger RNA of Gallus gallus (chicken), 919 nucleotides long. It is a transcript of the gene BORCS8, whose product is annotated as BLOC-1 related complex subunit 8. The transcript is spliced from 5 exons. NCBI's taxonomy places the organism in Eukaryota, Metazoa, Chordata, Aves, Galliformes, Phasianidae. The coding region runs from base 44 to 409 and encodes 121 amino acids. Gene Ontology annotation, cellular component: BORC complex. The record is from RefSeq and is marked provisional.